AUGUCUCAACUCAAUCAAAAAGUAGUCCAAGCCACUAACACUAAUAAAAUAACUCUCAAAGAUAUCCGAACCCAAAUCAAAAAAGAAUUCUUGGAAAAUACUUGGUCUGAUUUAGAAAAUAUCCCUCAUUAUAUCAUUAGAAAUAACAAUAAUCGAUUAACCAUUAUCUUCCAAAAUCGAGGACAAUAUGACUUUGCUAAUCCUCGAAUAGUCUUAUUCUAUGGUCGAAACUCUUUAUCCGAAGACACUAAACAAAGAAACGAAAAAGCUAAACGAAAAGCCUAUUACGGAGACAUGAUGAAUAGCAAAGGGCAAGCCAAUAUUACUUCUUCUCAAUUCAAUAACGAACAUUUAAAUAAAGAGGACCAAAACUCUCAUAACUGUCCUGCUUGUGAUAAUUGUUUUGAUUUUUGUGGAGAUUUAAGAAAUAAAAAAGCUGUUCCAGUUGUAGGAGUUAUGUCUUCUUCAGAUACUUCGGCUGUGGUGAUUACUGAUGACCAAGGUCAACCUGUAAUUGCUGUCCCUACUAACUUAAAAUUAAAAGAGUUAGAAACUGGUCGAAGUAUUGGCAAUACUUUAAGUGGAAUUAUGAAGGAUAGUUCUGUCCCUACUCUCUUAUUUGUAGUAGAUGGAGAACACCAAACUAAACAAAAACCAGGUUGUGUAAUCCCAGCAGCCGACCCCCGAAGAAUACCAAGAGACAAAGAUGGCUAUUUGUGA
Ambispora leptoticha is the source of this 720-nucleotide messenger RNA. The record is from the annotation of a GenBank genome assembly. Lineage: Eukaryota; Fungi; Glomeromycota; Glomeromycetes; Archaeosporales; Ambisporaceae.